AUGCUUUCUCUACCAUCUGAAGUUCAACUUGAUGUAUUAAAAUCUCUUAAUUUCACUCAAUUAUUCUCGUUAAAACAAGCCAAUUUUUAUUUUCGCAAUUUAAUUAAUAAAUAUGAAGGAGAACUGGCACGAAUGGAAUUUUUUAAAAUUGAUAUAUGGCAAGAAGCGAUAGACAAAUCAAUUCCGUUGUUUCUUCAUGAAGAGGACAGCAAAUUUGCUUUAAUAGUUGCCAAAAAUUCCGUUUUUUAUGUAUUAAAUUUGGAAAAUUUCCCAAAAAAUAUUGAAAAAAUGAUUAUUGUUCGUUGCUGGUUAGAACAACUAUUUAAGUGCGCUUUUGAGUAUUGUAAUUUUCGAGAUGUAGUAUUUAAUCCAGAAAUGAUCAACAUAUUAUUUGAUAAUUACAAUAAAAUUCCAACCCAAUUUAAUAUUAGACACACCUAUCUUUCUCCUAGCAAUAAUUUAUGUAAAAAUUUGUUGGACUUAGUUUUAAAUCAUUGUGCAAUUUGUGAACUCUACAUUGAUUUUAUGGAUGUUAAAAUUAAAGAGCAAUAUACAGAUAUUUUAUUCAAUAUUUUAAUAAAUGAAGGCAAUAAAUUCCCAAAAGUUUUUUUUCAAUUUUCAUCUGAAUUUCCAGCACUUUGUGAUCUUAUUGUUGAACAUAUAACAACAAAAGACUGUUCAAAAAUAGUGCCUUAUAUUCUUUUAAGAUUUAGUUACAAGACAAAUUUUAAAUUAAGUGAAAGAGCAGAAAAGGUUGAAAUUGAGCAAUUAGAUGAUGUCAAAUUUACAGAUUAUCAAAUUUCCAAUAUUUCGAGAUUUUAUUUUUAUUAUAAAGAACCUAAAGCAAAAUUUGAUUUAAAUACUUUAACAAUAAUAAAAAAGUAA
Meloidogyne enterolobii is the source of this 885-nucleotide messenger RNA. NCBI's taxonomy places the organism in Eukaryota, Metazoa, Nematoda, Chromadorea, Rhabditida, Meloidogynidae. The record is from the annotation of a GenBank genome assembly.